CACGCUGCCCAAUCAAUAGCUCACGGCCCCGGAAGCGGCGCUGCCGCUAGAGGGUGGGGCAGGACGGCGUCAGCGGAGUUGAUGGAAAGAUGUGGGCACGAAGCUCUAAGGGGAUUGGCUGAAGGCACUUGCAGUUAGCUUCUCUCCGUGACUCGGGCUCCUCUGGCGCCAAAAUGUCGCUGGUAGCGGGGGUUAUCCGGCGGCUGGACGAGACAGUGGUGAACCGCAUCGCGGCAGGGGAAGUUAUCCAGCGUCCGGCUAAUGCCAUCAAGGAGAUGAUAGAGAACUGUUUAGAUGCAAAAUCCACAAGUAUUCAAGUGGUUAUUAAAGAGGGAGGCCUGAAGUUGAUUCAGAUCCAAGACAAUGGCACCGGCAUCAGGAAAGAAGAUCUGGAGAUUGUGUGUGAGAGGUUCACCACAAGUAAACUGCAGUCCUUUGAGGAUUUAGCUCAUAUUUCUACCUAUGGCUUUCGGGGUGAGGCUUUGGCCAGCAUAAGCCAUGUGGCUCACGUCAGCAUUACAACCAAAACAGCUGACGGGAAGUGUGCAUACAGAGCACAUUACUCAGAUGGAAAGCUGAAAGCUCCACCUAAACCAUGUGCAGGCAAUCAAGGGACCCAGAUCACGGUAGAGGACCUUUUCUACAACAUAUCCACGAGGAGGAAAGCUUUAAAAAAUCCAAGUGAAGAGUAUGGGAAAAUUCUGGAAGUUGUCGGCAGGUAUUCCGUACACAAUUCAGGCAUUAGUUUCUCGGUUAAAAAACAAGGUGAGACGGUAGCCGACGUCAGGACACUGCCCAAUGCCACAACUGUGGACAACAUUCGCUCCAUUUUUGGAAAUGCUGUUAGCCGAGAAUUGAUAGAAGUUGGGUGUGAGGAUAAAACCCUCGCCUUCAAAAUGAAUGGCUACAUAUCCAAUGCAAACUACUCGGUGAAGAAGUGCAUCUUCUUACUCUUCAUCAAUCAUCGUCUGGUAGAGUCAACUUCCUUAAGAAAAGCCAUAGAAACGGUGUAUGCAGCAUAUUUGCCCAAAAACACACACCCGUUCCUGUACCUCAGUUUAGAAAUCAGCCCCCAGAAUGUGGAUGUCAACGUGCACCCCACGAAGCACGAAGUUCACUUCCUGCACGAGGACAGCAUCCUGGAGCGGGUGCAGCAGCACGUUGAGAGCAGGCUCCUGGGCUCCAACGCCUCCAGGACCUAUUUCACCCAGACUUUACUACCAGGUCUUACUGGCCCCUCUGGGGAAGUGGUUAAAUCCACAACAGGUGUGACCCUCUCAUCUACUGCUGGAAGUGGCGACAAGGUGUAUGCCCACCAGAUGGUCCGCACAGAUUGCCGGGAACAGAAACUCGAUGCCUUCGUGCAGCCUGUGAGCAAGGCCCUAUCCAGUCAGCCCCAGGCUGUUGUCGUAGAGGACAGGACAGCUGCUUCUAGUAGCGGGGCCAGGCAGCAGGAUGAGGAAAUGCUUGAACUCUCAGCUCCUGCUGAAGUGGCUGCCAAGAAUCAGGGCUUGGAGGAGGAUGCAGCAAAGAGGACUGCAGACUCGUCAGAGAAGAGAGGGCCCUCUUCCAGCCCUGAGAACCCCAGAAAGAGACAUCGGGAAGGCUCUGAUUUGGAAAUGGUGGAGGAUGCAUCCCAAAAGGAAAUGACAGCAGCUUGUACCCCCCGGAGAAGGAUCAUUAACCUUACCAGCAUUCUGAGUCUCCAGGAAGAAAUCAGUGAGCGGGGACAUGAGACUCUCCGGGAGGUGCUGCGUAACCACUCAUUUGUGGGCUGUGUGAAUCCUCAGUGGGCCUUGGCACAGCAUCAGACCAAGUUAUACCUUCUCAACACCACCAAACUUAGUGAAGAACUGUUCUACCAGAUUCUCAUUUAUGAUUUUGCCAAUUUGGGUGUUCUGAGGUUAUCGGAGCCAGCGCCACUCUUUGACCUCGCCAUGCUUGCCUUAGAUAGUCCUGAGAGCGGCUGGACAGAGGAAGAUGGUCCCAAAGAAGGACUUGCCGAAUACAUUGUUGAGUUUCUGAAAAAGAAGGCUGAGAUGCUUGCAGACUACUUCUCUUUGGAGAUUGAUGAGGAAGGGAACCUGGUUGGAUUACCCCUUCUGAUCGACAACUACGUGCCCCCCUUGGAGGGUCUGCCUAUCUUCAUUCUCCGACUGGCCACUGAGGUGAACUGGGAUGACGAAAAGGAAUGUUUUGAAAGCCUUGGUAAAGAAUGUGCGAUGUUUUACUCCAUCCGGAAGCAGUAUGUGUCUGAGGAGUCGACCCUCUCAGGCCAGCAGAGUGAAGUGCCCAGCUCUACUCCAAACCCCUGGAAGUGGACUGUGGAGCAUGUCGUCUAUAAAGCCUUCCGCUCACACCUUCUGCCUCCGAAACAUUUCACAGAAGAUGGAAACAUCCUGCAGCUUGCUAACCUGCCCGAUCUAUAUAAAGUCUUCGAGAGGUGUUAACUAUGGUCGUCUAUGGCCUCUGGGAUGGGUCGUUCUUCCUCUGUAUCCCGACAUUGGUAGGUUGAACUCACACCUGCAUUUUAACUAGUAGCACUCCUUCAUGCAUGGUGGAUUGACUAUAAAUAAAUAGUCAAAUUUGUCCUAACAUGGUUUUUUAUUUAAUUUCAUUACACUUGAAAUUUUCCUAGAUCCAUUUUCACCUAGUGUAUACUGAUUGUGUUGAAGAAUCCCAAAAGUAGUUUGAAAGCCUCCUGGAUGUCUGAUAAGAAUUCUAAAAGGGCCUUAAAGACUUUAUAGAUCAUGCAUUGAUUCGAUUCUUUCUGUGUUCUGGUGAAUUUCUAAUAUCAGGUGAUAAAUAUUAUGUUGGUUCAGGUGCCUUUUUAAAAAAGAGGUCCUGAACCUAUAAGAGGUGCUGAUGACAUUGUCAAUUCAGCUUUCUGCGUAGUCACUCUAUUAGUACCUUCAGUAACCAAAGCUAAUUAAUUUAUUCUUAAUUUAAAAAUUUGAAGAAAAUAGUUCUUAUCCAGUCCAAAACAGGCAUGAGUUUUUAAGUUAGCUCACUUUGUUAAUGGCUAUCAAUACUACCAGCUUAAGAUAAAGGAAUUUCUAGGUAUUCUUGUUUGAAGGGUGUUGUAAAAAUACAAACUGAAACUGUAAGUACCAUUAAAAUAAGCUACCUUAAUAUUAGCCUGCAUUAAUAGAAAUGUGCAGUCAGCACAGGGAGGAAGAAUGCCUAUAGUUUUGAGGUAAAGUCCAGAUUACAAGGCUCAGUGAAGAAAGUUCUGUGGAAAAGAAGAGAAGAGUCUAUUUUACGAGAAGUGGAACCAUUCCAUUUGGAAAAGACUGACAACAAAACAGCUCCAGGAGGAGCACAGGCUGAGUGACCGUGGGUGGAGAGGAAGAGGGAUUUCCAAGGCCUCAAGAGGUGGACUACACGAUGUUUCAAUUCCAGGUAUGUAUGGGAUUCUAGGAUAAAUCUGCAUUUCAGAACAUGCCUCGUCACUGCCCACUCCCACACAUCAACUGAAAGAAAACUUACAGGAAAUCAUCUCAAAAUAUGGAAACCAAUUUCCUGAAUUACUUUAUUUUUUAAAAUUUAUUUAUUUUUGGCUGUGUUGGGUCUUCGUUGCUGCUUGUGGGCUUUUGCUAGUUGCAGCGAGCUGGGGCUCCUCUUCGUUGCGGUGCGUGGGCUUCUCCUUGCGGUGGCUUCUCUUGUUGCGGAGCAUGGACUCUAGGUGCGUGGGCUUCAGUAGUUCUGGCGCAUGGGCUUAGGUGCCCUGCGGUAUGUGGGAUCUUCCUGGACCAGGGCUCGAACCUGUGUCCCCUGCAUUGGCAGGUGGAUUCUUAAGCACUGCACCACCAGGGAAGCCCCUGGUUUCCAUGUUUUAAACACAAAGAGCUAAUUAAUUAUUCUAAAGAAGGGAAUAAUUAUUAGAGAUUUUAUUCAUAUUUAAGUUAACUUUAUUACCUAGUUUCAAGUCUAAUUUUAUCUUAUGUGGCCUUAAUUCAUUAGACUUUCCCCCAUAUUUUUUCCGUGUAAACACAUUGAAGAUACAAUAAUCAUUUCCAUAAAACCACCUCAAUUCUGAGCGCAAAAGAGAAUCACAAAUACUGUAACAUGGCUACGACUCGAUGAUAAAAUCCUCAAACUGGGUGCCUUUAAAGAUGAAACUGAAGUUCUUAAAAGAAAUUCUAUAUUCCAGAUUAUUUUUCCUUAAGGAGAGAAAAGAGGGGUGAGCUAGGCAGGCAUGAUUGCCAAUGACUAGUUUUAAAGGCUCCUCUAAGAAAAUGAAUGUGUCAGUAGCCAACUGUAGUCAGCAAAAGGGUAUAUUUAAUAGAAUCUUCAGGCUGACUUCCCACCUGCCUGGCCUGGCCUGCCCUCCCUCCCUCCCUCAUCGGGCUGGUCUGAGGUUUCAUUCCACAGAUGAGCAGCAGAUGAAAUACUUUUCAAGAUACAGCACAGUUGAUGUGAAGACUAAGGACCCUACUCUUACUUUAAGAGUACAGGCCUUGGACUUCCCCUGCCCCAUGCAAUAAAGCAAGUUUUAUAUACACUCCCCAUAUCUUUUUCUAACAUUUUCUUAUAUAAAUUUAAAUAUCUUACAAAAAAAGGCUUUUUCCUCCAAACAUAUAAAUUUGAGUGAAACAUAUAUUCCCCACCUGUGAACUUGUUUCUUCACUAAAAUAUAAAUGCUACCUGAUAUUAAGGGUAAAUGUCUUUUGACCACUGGAGAUCACUGAAGUCUGAAUUGCACUGUGGAGAAGGCACUUGUGUUUUCUGAGGUCUCCAGGAAGUACCUCGGUGAGCGCUGAAUCGCUGUCCUCCAGAACCCGUGCCAAAGCCUCCGAGUGCCCAGUCACUGAGGCAGCUGGGGAAAAAUGGUGAGUAAACUUGAUUCUAAAAUUAUGGAAAUAAAAAAUAAUAACGGCAUGGACCAAUUCUUAGUCUAGAAUCAAACUACCAACAAAAUCCAAAGUGUUCAUUCAUGAAGAUUCAAACCUGUUUCAUUCUCUCAUAAAUUAUAAAAUACAAAGGUGGCUAUUUUAAUGACAAAGCUCAAACAGUCCUGAAAGGGGUUUGAGUGGACGAAAGAUCAGUCCUUCCAGGCGGGGCCCGGGCAGCAGGGCGGCCUCCCUAUUGCUGGGCCAGCAGUGCUGUCCUGUUGGCCUUCAUCUUCUCCAGCCGCUUCGCCAGAUGGCUGUUGGUCAUCUCCAUCUCCUCGAUCUUGUCCAGUGCUGUUCGUAACUGGAGACAGGAAGACCUUGGUCACUUCACAUGGUCAAAAACGAAACCCAGCGCUACUUUCCUCUCCAGUUUCUGGGAAGUGGAAGCACUGCAUGCGAUCCUGCAGUUGCGUUGUUUUUCAGGCAGCCAGAGGUGUUAACCAACGGUGCUGAACAUUAAUCACAGGACAUAGAGAAGCUGGAGAAACAGACCUCAUCUAAAACAAAAAUAAAAACUCUCCUUUUUCUUAUUACCUAACUGACCAAAACAUAAAAGUAAAUGGCAGUCACUGUGUAGGUCAGAAACCAACACAGAACAGUGAUUCCACUGCUGUUUCACUAAGAUUGGAGCCAGGAUUAAAUUCCUUAUGCAGCAAAGAAUUUAUCUCCAAAGGAUUUUUUCUUUUUAGGAAAGUAUUCCAAGAAGCAUAAUAAAAGCAAGUACCUCCCGUUGUAGCUUCCUCUUUUCUGCUUUCAGUUCAUCCUCGACUUUCUCCGCAUUCUCAGCAGCGGUUUUAUAUCUCAGCACCUGCCCCUCCAGGCGGCUGAUCUGUAAAUAUGAGAACACAGGCCUCUGGUGCUGGCACUAGGAACCACCACUUUUUUGCAGCCAAGAUGGAAAUACAAUGUCAUGACAGAUUCCAAGAAUCUAACACUAACAAGUCCCCUCGGGGAGUCAGAGGUCCUCUCAGAACUCGACUGCUAUUUAUACAUCUAGAACUGUCCCUAGAGAGGAUGACAGCUGUAGUGUCAUAAUAGGGCCAAUUUCCCACGUUAAGUUUUACGACAACCAUAUUGUUUAAAAGCCAUAGUAACAUCGCAGGAGGAGACUCCCCGAUAGACUUUCUGAAAUAUACAAUAAGGGAUUAUGUUAUAAACUACAAUCUUCUUGAAGGCUCUUGAAAUAGCUACAAGAAACAGAAUUAUAGCUUCAGUCUCAUUCCUUCAUAGAAAAGGCUGAAAUGCCCUAUCAGGUGUUCUCCGCUGGCUUUUCCACAUUAGAGCUUUUAUAGAGAUUCAACUGCAAAGGCAGCUCAAAAAACCUAGGCAUUCAUGGGGUUAAUCACUGAGAUGCAGGAAGCAGAUGUGUUGGUACCGUACACAAGAAGGACUUACACUUUGCUCCAAGGUGGUUAUAUCCUGUUCUGCUUUUGAAAGCUUAAACUUGUACUCACUAAUUUGUCUGUUGGCAUCUCCUAGAACAGAAGAGAAUAAUAAACCAUCUCACAGAGGUGAAGGUGUGAACGUGAGGUAGUGAGGCCCCCUGCAGUACAGGAGAGGACUGUGCAGAGGAAGAAGACAAAGCACACAUGCACACAGGCAACUGCGGUAUCUCCUGCAGCACAGGUUCUGGCGCAUCUAUGCUAUGAGAAGCUCUAGCACUUGUGUUGCAACAGCAUUUUAGAAGAAAAUUCUCUCUUCACACCAUGAUGUGUGCAGGUAGAGGUUGAAGCAAGGAGCCCUGUCAGCGCAGCAGGGCCCCUGCCAACCUUACCUGCAGCCCCAGGGCCCAGGGAGCCUCUGUGCCCACGGGACCAGGCCACCCCCAACCCCGCUCCAGUUUCCCUGCCCCCAGCCCUACACCUUCCCAUCUCCCCAGGUAUCCUGCUCCCCGCCACAGCCCAAGUGCCCUUUUCUCCCCACCUCUGAUCUAAGUCUAACCAACCUUUAAGGUCCUGCUCAAGGUCCUGCUGAAUUUUCACCUCCUUCAUGACUCUCCUUAGUUAACUAGAGCUUCUCCUUCCUUUGUUGCAUUUUUUUGGACUCUCUUUUAUGACAUCAUGCUUUCCUAACAUUAUAUAGAUAUGUAAGGACAGGGGCCCUGUUUUGGCUUCUUGAAUCUACCUCUGUUUCUAGCCAAGUGCUUUGCACGUAAUGUAUGCUUAAUAUUUACUGAAAAUAAAUGCUUUUCAGUAAUAUGUUGUGAUAAUGUGUUAAGGAUAGAGCUAUAAA
This is a messenger RNA of Globicephala melas (long-finned pilot whale), 7127 nucleotides long. RefSeq names its product mutL homolog 1 (gene MLH1). NCBI's taxonomy places the organism in Eukaryota, Metazoa, Chordata, Mammalia, Artiodactyla, Delphinidae. Gene Ontology annotation, biological process: somatic hypermutation of immunoglobulin genes; mismatch repair. The record is from RefSeq and is a predicted model, not a curated record. Gene Ontology annotation, cellular component: MutLalpha complex. Gene Ontology annotation, molecular function: ATP hydrolysis activity; ATP binding; ATP-dependent DNA damage sensor activity.